Onychostoma macrolepis is the source of this 12020-nucleotide messenger RNA. RefSeq names its product family with sequence similarity 49 member A, like (gene fam49al). The transcript has 12 exons. Gene Ontology annotation, biological process: regulation of actin filament polymerization. The record is from RefSeq and is a predicted model, not a curated record. Lineage: Eukaryota; Metazoa; Chordata; Actinopteri; Cypriniformes; Cyprinidae. The coding region runs from base 10875 to 11846 and encodes 323 amino acids. Gene Ontology annotation, molecular function: small GTPase binding.
AGCGUUCUAUUUCUCAUAGAUGAGCAGCUGCUAGGCAGGACUGUCUUGAAAGCAGAGAGACAGUGAGAGAGACCAUUUGGUGACUGAAUGUGAGCGAGUGAGCGAGGGAGAGAGAGAGAGAGACGCACACACUCAGCGUGAGCUUGUGGUUUAAGCAGACACUAGCCGUGCGUUUAGGGAAACCCACAGUCUCAGCUCCCUGGGAUAAAGGAGUGUUGUUUCUGGCCCUGCUCUUUUCCCCCUUUUAUUCUGUUUUGUUUUAUUCCCUCCAUCCUUUCUCUUCUUCCUUUUGCCUGCGGAAAGAGCUGGACCGCUGUUACAUCCCUGAAACACGCCGAGCCGAGAGAGAGGCUAGCGCGAUACCUAGGUGAUGCUGUACCGGCAUCCGUUGCAGCCGGCUGGGUGCGGAAGAAGAAAAAGCGAGGGAUUGGAGGAGAGAGGGAAAGGGGUGUUCUACUUUCUCAACCCCACGAUCGGUCAACUGGGGCUCGUCCUCUUUCACUGCAGCACAUGGCAGCCUAUACACACACACACUGACACGCAAACACACAAUACUCCAGUAGCAUUACACGUCCUGUAAAACUAACCGUCUGCUUUAGUGAAGCUAAUUAACGCACCUAUUAGCCUAAUCAAUACACAUCCUCUCACAUUAACUGAGGCCAGUGGUGCAUAAGGAGGCGUUAUGGGCAAAUAGUCAGGGGCGCUUUUAUAGGCGCACUGUAUGAGUGUUUUCUUUCCCUUUAAGCGAAGUGACAGCUUGAUCUUCAUAGAAAUUAUAUUUUAUUCCCCGGUGACAUUUGCACAGGCAUUCAGUGCAAACCAGAAACCACACAGGGCUAAUUAGGUUGCAUGCGGUUGUAUGUGUGCAUGCUUGUGCAUUGUUGUAGCUAAAAACAUGUAGCAUGUGAAGGGCUGAGAGAAAUGAAUGAAACCAUGAAUGGAGAGACGAACCACUCCUUUUUUCGAUCCUCGCUCGCUCUCGUGUACUUGGGAGAGGAAAUUCACACCUGAGGGGGAGAGAUGUGGAUGUAUGAAUGAAGCCCUAAAAUAUGGAGUCUGGUCAUACAUGUCAGGAUAUGAAUGCUUUUGGUUGCCAGACCCCUGACACGUCGGGAAAAAAUCUGCCUAGGUGGCUACAAAAUCGGACAUUUACUACUAAUGAAUUUGCGAGGGUGGUGAGCUUUCGUUUUUAGUCAUUAUAUAAAAUCACUGUUCCUGGCACAAGUACACAAGACUCUAAGCGUAUAUUAAAAAGAACUUGAAUCACACCAAAUCUGAUGUGUAACCUACUCAAAAUUAAUGCAAAUAAAUGCAGCUGACAGUAAAUAUAUGAAUAUAUAUAUAUUUUAUUACUACUAGAAAUUUUUAAACAAAAAAGUUUUGAAUUUGACCAUCAAAUUAUUAUAUACCUCAUUAGUUGGUGUCAGUACCAAAUACUCAUCAGUUUAUCACAAAUAUAUGCUUUACCUUUAUAUAUAAUCAAUCUGAGGCUGAAAAUGUAUUUACUUGUCUGUUGCUAGGACACUCCCUUUGAACAUUUUAUACGAGGCCUCUGAUUGGCUGCAGCCAAUGAUGCAAGUUUCUCACCCCAAAUCUUUCCCCUUCGCCCAUGGAAACAUGCCUGUCUGCAUUUCUUCCUUUCCAUCUCUCUACCUCCAUGUCACAGACUGUCUGAACCUCGUCUCCAUCAUGCAUCUCUCUAUCUCUUCUUUGUUACAAUCAGAUUAGAUGGAUAGCGCCGACCGGUUUCUCUUUGUCAUCUUCCUAUUUCAGAUGAAUUGUAUAAAAAAAUCUACUGGCAGUAAGAAAGAAAAACCAAUAAAGCUUAAUACAGUAGCUGUUCAUUCUCAGCGUUCUGCUCUCUGCUGAUUUGUGAUUUCUGGUUCUGUGCUGGUGGCAGUGACUCUGACCCCCACCUUCCACAUGAGCAUUAUAUAUGUGCUGUACUGUAAGUGGGUCAGGGUAGAGAGGGUGGCAUGUCAUGUGUGUCUCAGGGAAGUGGCCUGAAGCUGGACAGUCAUAGAGCGUGGGAAUCAGGAGAGGAGAGGGCUGAAAUGUCUUUGCUAACCUUGGGACAAGCUUUCACCAUCACUGCUGCAGCUUGACCCAUACGUGCAUUAUAAUACAUAUGCAUCAAGCUCGAGGGCUGAAUAAUGUGCAGAACACCAAGAACUUUCUUUUGUGGUACUUAAAGGGGCAGUUCACCCAAAAAUUAAAAUUCUGAUGUCAUUUAUAUAGUUUACCCUCAUGUCACUCCCAGGGGCGUUUCUAGCGUUUCAUCAGUACUGUGGCAUAGGCCCCCAUAUUUUUGGAUACAAAUGGAUAUAAAUUGUCUAUACCUGCAGUACAGAGUCAUUCACAAACUGCACGCGCAAUAAAGAGCUGCUUCGUCAAACAAUACAUUUGCGAGUUUUGCUUUCUACAAUGGAAAACAAAAAAAAUAUUUGAGUAAAUGAAUGAAUUAAAAUGAAUCACAAACAAUUUCAGACCUUUUUGCAAACUUGCUUGACCAAUUUGAUCAACAGAGUGAAUCAUUUGCGAAUCUGGCAUUACUAGUUCUGAUUCUAAAUCGCUAAACACUAUUAUAAUAUCAUAAGAAAAAUUAUUCUCAGGUCAGUAUACAAUAAUCUUCAUUGACAUGUAAAGAUUUAUUAAUAUUUUACAGCAGUACUUUAAAAGGGUGUAGUGAUGCCCCAAGUUGCUUCAAAUUUUCAUAACAUUUUAUCUUCUGCAAAACACAAGAGAAGAUAUUUUCAAAAACGUUGGAGCUCAGACAACCAUUGACAUUCAUUUUAUGGACGAAAACACAUUUUUCUAAAUAUUUUCUUUGUGUAUAUGAAAUAAAUGGCUUAAAAGGAACACCUUGCUGUGCGAUCUUCAGCUUGGUGCCGUUUAUCUCCACGAGACUGCUGACAUCUUUUAUAAGAGGCGUAAUGGAUUAAAUUUGAAACCUCAGUAAAACGCAAGGCUAAUUUUAAACGACCUGAUAAUACAAAUUAAUCAAAUCUAACCAAAUCCAGUCAACUGAUAACCUGUGUGCUAUGAAAUUGCUGGAUUAAUGUCUACACCACUAACUUAAGUUCAAAAGACAUUGCAAAUCAAAAGAUGAGGGAUUACAGAGCCAUUGUAAAGUGUAAAGACACACAUACUACUUUUAAUAGCAUGUCUGAUCCCCUCUUAAAAUCCCACUAUGCUUUCACUUUAAUGACUUACAGGAAUAAUAUCACAAAUUUUGCCAAUGGAUCUUAUGGCAUAUUAAUGAAGUUUCAAAAGGAAGCUUAAAAAUUUGUCUCGCUAAACGAGGUCAGGCUUUUUAUCAAACUUUUUUUUAACGUGUAUAAUUAAUUGAACGAAUUUGCAACUUCAUUUACCCUCAAUGUGUUUAACUGUAAGGAACGUAAUUGUGAUUGAUUUUGCCAUUUUCACGAUCAGUGUCUCGCUUCAAGUGCGUUUUAGCACUGAUCCUUCAAAUAAAUUAAACUCCAUUUUCUUACGUACAUACAAGAAGUAGCUACACAAUAUGUACAUCGCUCAAAACGGCUGUCACAGGAAAUGGUUACAGAUACUUAGGUCACGGUGACCUGUGUCCACAUUUUGAUUUCCUACAGGCCUGAGGCGAGAGCAACGGCUGAGACAGCGCUAUGUGAGACGGUAUGCCUAUCUGCAUCCAUAGCAUGUAGAGGCCAGACACUUUACACUGCUGCAGACUCACAGAUCUCUUUCAGAAGGGCAUGAUGUGUCUAGAUGACAGUGGAUAGUCUCUGAGACCAUUUUAUGCUUUUGCAUGCAUUUUAUGAUCAGUGUAUCACCACAUUCGGAAAUAUGAGAGAAUUGCAGAGGUACUGUAUGUCCAAAACCGUCAAAAUGUCCUUUGCCCGAAGAAUUGAAAGUGGAACAAUCUGAAAUAAUUCAUCUUCAACUAUGUAGCUUCAGAAUGGCAAAAAUGACUGUUUUCAGACAGGUUUUCCCAAAAGGUUCUAUUGGGACAUUGAGAACCAGACCAGUAGGAUAAAAACAAGACUGAGACUUUUUAUUUGGCAGACAGGCUCUGUGGAGCAGAGGGAAAGUGAGUGAUGGUGGAGCUGAUACCCAGGUUCUCAUCUCCUCUUAUCUGUCUAUUUGCCCUGCAAAAUCAGACCAGCGAGAGCAGGAAAGUUGCUGCCAAACUUCCAAUCAGAAGCUUGAGGAGCAAGUUAACACAAAUACAAAUAUCCUCGCUCCAAAGACACAAGUUUUUAAACUGGGUCAUGUUGAAAUUUCCAUUAGUUAUGGGUAUCAAAAGCCUCCUCGUGAUUGAGCUGUGCAUCCAACCACACUCUUUUUUGGUGUCAAUUUUUCUGUCACUUAGUAAAAGGCAAAUAAAACAUGCACAGAGUACAUCGCAUGCCCUCACUUUUGAAAAAACAUGAACAAAACUACCCAAGAUCAAAAGUAUAUGACCUAGAUGGCAUUAAGGUUCACUUGGAAUCAGGAAAAAUAUUUCUUUUGUGCAAUAAAUUUGGCUUAAUAAAAAUCACUUAAUUAAUACAAGGAAUAGGCAACAUAUUAACAAUAAAUAUCAAUGCUUGACUUUAAGUACAUUUUUGUAUAGUGUUACAUUAUUAAAAAAAAUUUUGGCAAGGCAAUUUUAUUUACAUAGCAAAUUUCGGUAAUACUUUUGUUAAUUACACUAUAGUUUACAUGAACUAACAAUGAAAAAUACUUAUAACGCAUUUAUUAAUCUUACCUGUAGUUAAUAUUUAUUUCAACAUUUACGAAUACAUGAUUAAAAUCAAAAGUUAUGUCUGCAGAUAUAAACAUAGUUAUAUUGUUAUAUUAUUUAAUCGGCCUGAGCUAUAUUUUUAACUUACAUUAAUAAAGAUUAGUAAACACUGCAACAAAUGUAUUGCUCGUGGUUAUUGUUAAUUACCGCAUUAACCAUUAAUGUUAAUUAAUGGGGUCUUAUUGUAAAAAAAAAAACAUUACCCAAAUUUUGUACACAGUGGUGUAUGAAAAUUAUGAAUAAAUAAAAUAACUCACUAAUUAAUAUAAUAAUAAUAAUUAUGAUCAUAAUGUGAAGAGUGCAUCUGCAAGCAAAGUCAUCUGAGAAUCACUACUUUAGGAUUCGUAUUUAUUCUGUUUUGAAUAUUGCAAAAACCUUUUGAUGAGAUGAUAUAAUCCUGAUAUAAGGACCCACAUAGCUGGUAACUAUCAUAUGUUUUUUGGAUGCUGGUCCUCAGGACGAGAUGCUAGUGUGCUGAUAUCCCAGCAAGACUUCUUCAGUCCACCAGUUAGACCGACCAGCAUAACAGCUUGGAGCACUGGAAAUUCAUGUUGGUCUUUCCAGAACAAGACAUCAGACAAACAUGUGUGAUUUGAGCAUUAUUCCAAGGAGAUUGCAAGUGUUCUUGCUAUAUUUAGCACCUGGUUUUGCUCCCUGACCUUGAGCAGGUGUGUUCCACACGGGGAGUGAGAAAGCCAGAGAAAUGGGUGAAACAGACACAAACUGGCAGGUAGACCUUAGUGCAAUAUGGUUUGCUUGAUGACCUUUCAGAAUGGCUCAUUCACACCAAUGGCUGUAGCGUCUUUUGUUUUCCCAUCAGAAAGGGGGGAAGACGGCAAUACCACAAUACAUGGGGCACAUGCCUUUAUGCAAAUGGUCACUCUCUUAAUGAUGCUUUUUGUGUUUUGCUGACAAAACUGCUACUAAACACAUCAUAUACUCUCAGGGGAUGCUUUGGUUUUUAAAAACAAGAGAUAAAAAUGAGCCUGAGGGUAGAAUUUGGCUAUUAUGGAUCUGGAUAUUGCUGUUGUAUUUCUAUUAAGGAGAUAAUGAAGCAAAACAGUGGAAUCAAAAAUCCAUUUAUCCAUUCCUGACAGUUCGUUUGAUGUUUGCUCAUUGUUUUGCAUUGUGUUUUGCUAAUAAGGUCCUUAAAAUAUAAUUCAUUGGAAAAAUCCAAAAUCUAAAGCUUCAUUUUGUGCUACAAUUAAUUCCACUCAUGAGCAAAACAAUAAGAGAUUCUCUGCGAUCAAGACUUUUGUCUCCUGUCAGCCCUUGAGCAAAGGCACACAAUGCUAAUUUGCAAUUGCCCUGCGCGCUAUUCUCUGGUCUCAGCCUUUUUUCUUCCAGCGCCGUGGAUGGAGAGAGCAUGGGGGAGGGGUGGCGGUGGAGAAUUGUUCCCUUCUUUCUCUCUCCUCUUCCUGCGCUAGCAUGUUUUGCUAUUCUCUGGUAUUGGUGUAGGUGACAAGGGGCCAAUGAUGGCUGAGCGUCUCAACCCUGUCAGCUGUAGCAUUGGAUUUCCAUUCAUUCGCUUCAUCCGCCGCUGACGCUGCCAUCUCCCAUCAAGCCCAGAGGCGAGCCCACUGUCAAUACCCAUUUCUCUUUGAGGACCUGCCAUGCUAGGCUAAUGCUAUCUCCACACACUGUAGAAGCUAUAAUGAUGCUCAUUAAAAAAGUUGGACAUGUCACAGACAGGAAGCGAGAGGGAUAGGGGGAGUGAAAAAGAAAGGAGAAAUCAUCACAAUUAUUGUUCCAUGACUUCCCUUGCGAAAUAGAGGUACACUUAAGCAUGCAACGCAUUUAAUAGGAUGCUUUUGGACACUUACUUGUAUGUUUACUGUAAUUAAAUGAACAUUUCAGUAACACUUUAGUAUAGGGACCAAUUCUCACUAUUAAUUGCUUAGCAUGCCUGUUAUUAACAUAUUGGCUGUAUAUUAGUAAAGCACAUAUUCUGCAUAACCAUAUUCUACAUCCCUAAUCCUACCUUACUAACUAUUAAUAAGCAGCAAAUUAGUAGUUUACUGAGGCUGAAGUCAUAGUUAAUGGUUUCUUAAUGGUGAGAACUGGACCUUAAAAUAAAGUGUGUCCAAAAUUUCUUACCGUUUAAAUGCAAAUUAUAUUAAAUGCAAUUAGCCUUAGAAUGUUUUUCUCACCCACUCUAGGAGGACUGAAGUACAUGUUUAUAUGUAAUUUCAUAAUUGUACCGUAUUUAAAAUAUGUUAAUGUUUACUGUUGAAUGUACUGACAAGGAUUUAUGGUAAACUAAAAUAUACUUAAUUGCCAUUUCUAUUGAAACUUGUAUAUUGUUUAUUUAAAUAUAUUUUUAAUUACACAUUUGAAAUGAUUAAGUUGCAAUUAAGUACAUUUUAAUAUAUUAACUUUAAAUUGUAAUAUUGACUAGCAGCGAUAUAAUCAAAUAGUUAACAUGGGCUUUAGUAUGUUAGUCAACAAAUCAAAUUAAAUGUAGUAAUGUACUUCACAAUGUACAUCAAAGUAACACUUUUAAAUUGACUUUAUUACAAAAGUCUACCCCUUUUUCACAAGGGUUUCUCUGCCUGAGAAUAAAGAGUUUAAGAAAACUUGACAAUAAAACUGAAAAAGCUUUUUGCUCUUUGUUCAUUUCUUUCCACUAUCCAUAUACACUUUCAUUAUUCUUAUAAAUAUAAAAGUGCUUUCAAAACAUGUUUGUAUGUUUUAAGUAUAUUAAGGAGCCAUUUUUUUUGAUAAACACCAUACCCAUAUAAUACCUUUAUGAAUUAAAAUCAUAAAUAAAAGACGCCUCCUUCUAAAGGCACAUUCCGAUCAAACGGGUGCCUCAUUCAAUGUUAAUAAUGUGUUGGCUUGGAGGCUUUUACUGUAGUUUGACUCUAAUUUGCAAACAGUAUUUUCACAUACUUAAAACCUAUUCACAUUAAGCCUGAAUGUUCCUUGUGAUAAUAUUUUGAAUAGAAAAAUUGGACCUAUUCAUCAAUUUACAUUUAUUCAUUUGGUAGAUGCUUUUAUUCAAAGAGACUUAAAAAUGUGGAACAUCAGAAGCAAUUUAUAGAGCCUACAAUAUUUGCAGAACACAAUGCUCGACCAAUGUGCUUUUUAUGUACAAUUUAUGUGCAUAAAUUGCAUCUUUUUGUAUACAACAGCUUGUCACUGCAGCAGUACCCUUAAAGGGGCAAUGUUGUGUCUUAUUUAAUCCUCAUAGUAGUUCCUCAAGAUUACAUCUUACCCUUAAGUACUAAAAUGCACAUUUAAAGUGUAGAUAAGGUACAAAGUUGUACUACCCCAGUGGCUCAGUUUGUUUAAAACUCAACAAUAAAUGAGAUUUCAGUUUUUCUGGUCAUGUUUCAUGAGCUGCUCUGUUGGUGACUCUAAAACAGAGGUGUAUUUUCUUUAAAAAAGUGCUCUUUUAAACAGCAUAGAAUCUAUUCUCACUAAUUUCGGCGUUAGUGCAAAUUGAACUAUAAACGGGCUUUAAACGGGCCUUCUUUAAAGGGUGAAUGCGGAAGAGAACAUCUGUUCUAGUUUCUCGGAGAGCUCUUUAUUGUAAUGCAAGUCCUUUAGAUAAAGUCCUUUUGAAGUGACUGUGUCCUGCCUCAGCAUUGUUAGGAUGUUGCUGCCAAAGGUCAAAGUUCAUUAAGAAAUGCUCGACUUUGUGUUUUGUUCACUGUGACAUGAACAUCAGUCAGAACUAUAUUGUACAAAUCAUUACAUCUUUAUCCUUUGACAUUUAAACACUCUUUUUCUUCUGGGGGUGGACGGGCUUGAUCUAUGCACUAGGUAUGCUCUCAAAGACAUUUCUUGGUCCCUGGUGACCCUGUCCUCUGCACAGUCAAUAAGUCUGAAGUCUCUUAACGCUGCAGUGAACUCAAUUGCAGGUCAUAUUCUGCUGGACUAUACUGAAACUCCACAGCAUGCAUCAACACUUUAAAUAUUGCUAGUGACCUUUGAAGAAAAACAUAUUGUUAUAUUCUACCAUUCAGGGGUGUAGUUUCGUGUUACAUGUCCCCAAUGUAUUCGACGCUCAUGCGUACCAUUUACAGACUAAUAAUAACUACUGGUUAUAGACUAAUGGUUAUACUGUAUCAGCAUUAAAUUAAUUCAAAUUGACAGUAAAGACAAUUUUAAGGUUACAAAAAAAUAUAUUUCAAAUAAAUGUCGUUCUUCUGAUUCACUCUUUUUAAUCCUGGUUUACACAAAAACAUGAAGCAGCACAACUGUUUUCAACACUGAUAAUAAUAAGAAAUGUCAGUAAAUCAGUAUAUUUGAAUGAUAUCUGAAGGAUCAUGUGACACUGAAGACUGCAGUAAUGAUGCUGAAAAUUCAGCUUUGCCAUUCACAGGAAUAAAUUACAAUGUAAAAUAUAUACUGAAAAAACAAACAAAACAGUUAUGGUAUGAUUGAGAAACUAUAACUGUUUUUAUUAAUAUUGUGAAUCAGUUUUUAAUUUUAGAUUUUAGUCAAUUUUUUAAAUAAUUUUUGUUGUGUGUUUUUGUCAUUUUUAGUUUAGAGACUAUAGAGAGUUUUUAUUAUUAUUAUUCAUUAUUAAUUUCAGUUUUAGUGCAUCAAGUUAAGCUAAAUUAAAAUGUUAAAAUAUAAAGUUUUUAAUAUUCUAUUUUAAGUAACAUUUUUAUUUUUAUUGUUUUAAUUUUAGUUACUACCUUAGCAUAUUACAGAAUAUUACUGUUUUUACUAUAUUUUUGAUCAAAUAAAUGCAGCCUUGGUGAGCAUAAGAGACUUCUUUCAGAAAGUAUUACCGACCCAAACAUUUGAACGGUAGUGUAAACAUUUUCAUAAUCAGUGUAUCUAAUUAUUUUAUUUUAAGUAAGUUUUAAGUAAUUUCAUUGGUAAAUGCAAUUACAUAUACAUUGUGUUUACAUUUUUUAUGUGAAAUGAACCUAAAUUGUAUCCUUAUUUGUCUCUGCACAGGCUGUGCAUUUUAACAUCUAAAAUGGACACACUUCAGUGGAACUACAGUAAAACUGAUCCUGAGCCAGUUUACAUCAUGUUAGUGUGGUAAAAGAUAACCAGAUGUUAUUCUAGGUCUUCUUCUUCUUAGCGUUUGCAUUGUGUGCUCAGCCACAGAACAACAUUUUGUUCAGCCAGGUGUAGAGGCUCGAGUCCGCCGUUGAAAUGAGUCAGCGGACACUCGCUGACAAUGGUUUCUGGUUCCCCACAGCUGCAGUUCGGAUUGGUGGCUUGAUAUUCUAGAUGAAGAAGGAUCAUAUCAGUCAUAAAGUCACUGCAGUGAGCAGAUCGCUUUGUGUGCUGCAUGAUGCUGCACACUGCCUCAGAUUUAUGAGGGACAUUGCCGCAUAAUGCAUUGAGCUAACUGUUAACAUGCCUCCUUAUUUUGAGGGUGAUACUGGGUGUGUGUGUGUGAUGAUAGAUUGGUGGCUGGCCGUGCCACUCAAGAAAUGAAUCAGAUUGUGACCUGCCGAAUGUAUCCCAUGAAUCCCUCCCCAGAGGUUUGUCACUAUAUUGUCUGCCUGACUGACUGCUUUAAAACAAGCCACUGUAUGUAAGCACAUCCAUAACCCAAUAUUAAGAUUUGUGAUCAAAUGAACAAAGACUCAUGUUUUGCUUAAAGAAAAUAAGUACUGCUAGCUUAUAGAACCAUUCUAUAUAUUUUAUUCAUUCUGACAAAUUUUUUUCAAAUUACUUUAGUCCUAUUAUUCUCAGUUUUUAAUGAGAAUUUUAAAAUAGGUGCUUCAGAGUUUGUAUGAUAUGUAUUUUUGCAUUAAUGAGUUGCACUAAUCUUGUUCUCAGAAAUAAUAAUAAAAUUUGUUUGUGCUUUUUUUUAAUUACAGUUAUGAGGAUUUGAUGAGGUUUGCAUAGUGGUCAUGAAAAUAAUGUCAUUAAUAGAAAGAAAAAAAAAUCCUAAAAGGCUUAUUUAUCUCUUUUUCAAAACAUGGAGAGAUUUUGGCAGGAAAAAUGCGAUGCCAUGUUUUUCGUAUUCUGAGCUUUUUUCUGAAAUAUGUUAAUCUGACCAUCUCUUUAUUUCUCGUUCUUUCUUUCAGGUAGUGGAGGCUGAUGCUGUGAUACUGCAGGGGAAACAUACAGGCUCUCAUUUGAUGCAGUGAAGUGCUCCGUGAGGAAAAUCGCAAGCAAAGGUUUGCCGGCCAUGGGGAACCUCAUUAAGGUCCUUGGCAAGGAUUUAGAGAACUGUCCUCAUUUUUUCCUGGAUUUUGAAAAUGCUCAGCCCACAGAGGCCGAAACAGCCGUGUGGAACCAGGUUAGUGCCGUGCUGGAAGAGGCCCAUGGGAUACUGGCGGAGUUACAAUCUUACAAUGGAGCAGGACAAGAAAUAAGAGAGGCGAUCCAGAACCCCAAUGACCUCCAGCUGCAGGAGAAAGCCUGGAAUGCAGUCUGCCCCCUAGUGGCCAAGCUCAAGAGAUUCUACGAAUUUUCUCUCAGGCUAGAGAACGCCCUGCGCAGUCUUUUGGAGGCCCUCACUAGCCCACCUUACGCUCCCAUGCAGCAUCUGGAGAGAGAGCAGGCCCUCGCCAAACAGUUCGCAGAGAUCCUGCACUUCACUCUCAGCUUUGAUGAGCUCAAGAUGACAAAUCCAGCCAUACAGAACGACUUUAGUUAUUAUAGGAGGACCAUCAGCAGGAAUCGGCUGAACAACCAGCAGUUAGAAGCUGAGAAUGAAGUGAAUAAUGAAAUGGCCAAUCGGAUGUCGCUCUUCUACGCUGAAGCCACACCCAUGCUCAAAACUCUGAGCAAUGCCACGACUAAGUUUGUGUCCGAGAACAAGACUUUGCCAAUUGAAGACACCACAGAUUGCCUGAGUACUAUGGCCUGCGUGUGCCGUGUCAUGUUGGAGACUCCGGAGUACCGGUGCCGUUUUACUAACACAGACACCAUGCUGUUCUGCAUGCGUGUGAUGGUGGGCGUCAUCAUCCUUUAUGACCAUGUUCAUCCAGUGGGUGCCUUUGCCAAGACCUCCAAGAUUGAUAUGAAGGGCUGCAUCAAGGUGUUGAAAGAACAGCCUUCAAACAGCGUAGAGGGACUGUUGAAUGCACUGAGGUAUACAACAAGACAUUUAAAUGAUGACAGCACCUCUAAACAAAUCAGGGCCCUGCUUCAAUGAGAGCAAGAAAGAGUGACCGCAGAGAAAGAGACUGACUGUCAGAGAACAAACGACGGUGGCUGGCAAACCUCUGAAACCUGUUUGUUUACAAGAGCAAAAUGCAACUUGAUCUCAAAUUAAAUAAGAUAUUCUAGAAAAGAGAAAGGAAUAUGAAAAUAAAUAUAUAUAUAUAUA